Messenger RNA from Aureobasidium subglaciale EXF-2481, 723 nucleotides. RefSeq lists its product as uncharacterized. The coding region runs from base 114 to 608 and encodes 164 amino acids. Lineage: Eukaryota; Fungi; Ascomycota; Dothideomycetes; Dothideales; Saccotheciaceae. The record is from RefSeq and is a predicted model, not a curated record. The transcript has a single exon.
UGGUAUGCGGUUUGUUUGGACUAUUGAGAUAUUGGAUGAUGAUGGAAGGGAGGAUGAAGAGAGACUACAGAUGAAUUCACGAUCAACUUUUGCGAUUCCGAAUAUGUCCGACUAUGUGCGAAAUAAGUGCUCGUUUUAACGCUGUAUAUAGACCGGAGAAGUCGAAUUCUCUCGUAAGAGUAAGGGCAGGAACUCGUUUGUUUGGCGGUUCUUGGUAUGCUCACCUGACGAGGCGUUUUCUCGUCGUGGUCGGAUGGUUGGCGUUUGGAAGCAUCUCCGCGGCUGAAUUGCCAGACGCCUCCAGCGAGAAAGUGUAUGUUUCCUUCCAACGACGAUAUGAACAUCACAUUUUGGAGACGUCGACAGCGAAUACCAAGUUGAUGCGCAUGACACGCAAUGUAUUCUGCAUCAAUGCGAUCUAUGCAGAGGUGAAACUGGACUCCCUCCUUCCCCUCGGAAAUGCUCACACAGACGCUCGGGUGACGUUUUCGGCGAACGAAGGAAGCGACGAGAAAACUGCUACCUGGCUCACGUCACUCUUGCUACCUCUCCCUUCUGAUGACCAAAGCGCAAUCUUCCUAUGGCUCUGCUUGCCCUAUUGGACGUAAUGGGAAGUGUUUCAAGUGUUUCUCUGUGUCUUCAGGUAGGGUUGUUGCGGGUGCUGCGGGUGGUAAGUCCGAUGCUUUUUCUUUUUGCUUUGCUAUAAGAUAAAAUGCUGCUGAU